This is a messenger RNA of Puccinia graminis f. sp. tritici CRL 75-36-700-3, 1284 nucleotides long. RefSeq lists its product as uncharacterized. The record is from RefSeq and is a predicted model, not a curated record. NCBI's taxonomy places the organism in Eukaryota, Fungi, Basidiomycota, Pucciniomycetes, Pucciniales, Pucciniaceae. Bases 215 to 1102 code for a protein of 295 amino acids. The transcript is spliced from 2 exons.
AUCAAGGUGGCUUGUUCGUCUUGAUGGUUUCUGCUGGACAACGCGUCCCGUUCACCUCGCAAAAACUUAACCAUUCAGCAAUAGCCUUCGAAUUCAAUCGUUCAAUACCUGCAUUAUUUAGACUUAUAACUCCUCAGUUUAACCCUGAUCUUUGCAAUUGCAACCCUCAGUUCUUUCUUACGAGGGCUUUCAUCUGGCUGGUAAAACGCUUCAGAUGUCAUCACGUAGAAGUUCAUACGAGCCGCAUCCAUCUCCGGAAGCACUCCAUCUCGACGAGGCAUCGGAUUUUCGUUUUGAAUUAGAUGGGUCGCAUAGCCAUGAGGCAUCACAGAAUCCGUUUGAAUCUGCAGACAUAAGUGACGAGAAGGCAGCUUGGGAUGCUUCCAGUCUUGAUCCCUACGUUAUUGAUCCAGCAAGAGAUCACGUCGAGUCCAACGUCCCAUCUUCUUCCCCGGAUUUUAAUCAGCGACCGGGGUCAGCGAGAAGUUCGUUCUAUUCAAUCGGAAAUAACCAACUCGACUCUCACAGAGCUAGUCGACGAUCCUACAUGGAGGAGGACUCAGAGUUUCACACGACGAUGGAAGAUGAACCCGAGGGACACGUCGAUUAUGAUGAUGAUGGCGAUGACUGGGGCGAUUCAAGUACGAAGAAGAGGCCCGGAUCCUGUUGCAACUCAAUUUCAAUCAGGGGAUUAUUGAACAUGGGUGCCGUGACUCUCUUAGCCAUGGGGUUAGUGGUUAUUUUUGGGGUCCUCCCAAUCACGACUUAUCAAGGCUCUCAUCGUCAAGCACAACAACUUGGCGACAGCGGUAGCGCACUCGGCUCAGGAAAUAAUACUACAGACACUCGCCAGAAUACUAUGGUGCAGAGAAGAUUCGAUGACUCAGAUCGUAACUUGGUCAUUCCCGACAAACUUACUGCAGACGGCUCACUUCGAACAGACGUUUACUCAGCUUCGAACGUUGCUCACCAUUGGGGCAAGUGGGAAAUGCCGGUCAACAAGAAAUGGAAGCAUCAACAUCUUUCACACGUGAAACCAGAGAAAGCGACUUCCACAAAUAACAAGCGAUCUGCAAGGAAAAUCAUUGACGUGGAAUUGUAAACUUUCGUUUUUCAUCAAGAGAUUCUCUUCGGAUUUUUUCUUUGCGUCUUGCGGAGCCGUUGUUCCUUCUUUCUCUCAAAUUCUCUUGAAUCUAAUAAAUGCACAAAACAUGUUGUUCCUAUUAUAUGCUAGCAAACUGCCUACUACCCGCCGGCAUCCCACUAAGCGCAGUUAAAGAAUGA